Molecule: messenger RNA, 2253 nt
Organism: Penicillium verhagenii
Lineage: Eukaryota; Fungi; Ascomycota; Eurotiomycetes; Eurotiales; Aspergillaceae
Product: transcription factor domain-containing protein
Exons: 5
Coding region: 1-2253 (750 amino acids)
Biological process (GO): DNA-templated transcription; positive regulation of transcription by RNA polymerase II
Cellular component (GO): nucleus
Molecular function (GO): DNA-binding transcription factor activity, RNA polymerase II-specific; zinc ion binding; sequence-specific DNA binding
Source: RefSeq, a predicted model, not a curated record
AUGGCACGCGUAGGGCUGAAAAGGUCACCCCGCGAGGACGAAGACGACGCCCGCCGACAAAGGAGAAAAUUCGUCGCAUGUCAGCGAUGCCAUUCACAUAAGAUCAAAUGUUCAGGAGACCAGCCAUGUAGCAAGUGUUGUGCGGUAGGCGUUGCCGAUGAGUGCGCCUAUGCGUCCCGAGAUCGCCAGGUGAAAGUGAGCGAGAACUACCUUGAUCAACUCGAGGCAGAGAUUCGGCACCUAAAAGAGCAAUCGGUCGCUUCGGCCAGUGCGACCGAAGCCCAACCUCCGCAUGCGGGACAAGCAUUAUCUCGCCCGGUGGAAGCUCCCGAUGCCACGAGUAUUCGGAAUCCACUCAUCGGCGAUCGCGCAUGGUUUCAUCGCUAUGACCCGUCUUCCCCGCCCAUAUACAUUGGCGAGGCGGCGUGUUCGGCCUUUGCGACGCGAUUUCGUCGUUUUCUAACUGGUAAUAAUGCUACGGCUCAUAUUGCGCGUACACAGUGGACGCGGGAAGAGACAAUCGCUGCUGCUGCUGCCAAUGAUGCCGAUGUCCAGUGGCCUAGCCUGCAUCAUGCGAGGCUGUUGGUUAGAAUAGCCAUCCAUCAAAUUGGGUAUCUGUAUCAUUUGAUGAUGCGCAAGGCUACACUGGAUAAAUUGGAAGAAAUAUAUCAGACAGGGGACUUUGACUGCAAAACGAACAAGUGCAAGUUCUUUGCCCUGUUUGCGUUUGGACAGGCUUAUUCCAUCCGCGCAGAGUCUACCUCUGGAUCUCGUGUGCCCGGAACGGCGUAUUUCGCAAAAGCCAUGAGCUUGGUGCAGAUUCUCCCUGAGAGAACGAGCAUCACUCACCUGGAGACUCUGUUGCUACUAUCCCUUUUCUCAUACUACCUCAAUCGCCGUCACUCGGCGUACAUUUUAAUUGGAAAUGCUAUGCGAAUGGGUCUCACAAUCGGAUUAAACCAUAAUAUUUCCGAAACCCAACUCAUCGACCCAGUUGAGCGACAGCACCGAAUCGAAAUUUGGUGGACAAUUUACAUAUUCGAUCGCAUGUGGGGUUCCAAAAUGGGUCUUCCCAUGCAAAUCCUCGACGAAGACAUCCAUGUUGACAUGCCAACACCCAUAUCUCCUCGCUGGCGACACGAAGAGGAGCUCUCGGAUACCGAAUAUAUGACAGCUAAUAUCAAGCUGGCCCAGAUAGUCGGCGAAACCAUCACAAAGCUCUACAGCCGGCGCAAACACCAAGAAACAUUCCUGCAGCGCGUACAAAAACUCUUAAAGUCCCUGAAAAAUUGGGUCGAGACCUUACCCGAGAGUCUCCGGCUGAAUAUGGAGGAUUUGGAAUCUAGCAAGAAGCCCCUCGUCUCAUUACACAUGGCUUUCAACCAAUGCGUCAUUCUCACCACCAGACCUACCCUCCUUCACCUUCUUAUCACUCUUCGCAAAGCGGACUCUACCAGUGCAGACCGCGAGGCAGUCUCGCAGCCUGUGUGGACGCUCAGUGAGGCGUGUAUCCAUGCAGCACGUCACUCACACUCCAUGAUCCUUACACGCUGGAUUAACGGCACGAUGCCUACAUUCGGAUACUUCCAUGCUCACUAUCUAUUCUCCUCGGCAUUGAUCUUGGCUAUGUCCAGCUUUGUACCCAUUGGCAACCCAAAUGACAUGAGUGGGUUUGACUCGGCAUUGGACCUUCUGCGCUCAAUGACAGAAAAUGGGAAUCUUGCUGCCGCAGAGUUUUAUCAUAAUCUGGAGCAAGUGAAGGUGUGUUUGGAUGCGUAUCGCGGCAAUCCAAGUACUUCUGUCGUGUCACGAAGACAGGAGGAAAGUCCAGAAGGGGCUAGUACUUCCAAUACCGGUAUUAAUCUGGGUCCCGGUACCCCUGGUAUUAUCAAUUCAGUCUCUAGUCUGGGGCCUGGACCUGGUCCUAGCUCUAGUUCCGGCCCGAAUAUGCUGCCCGUAUCUUCAAGCCAGGCAGUACCGGCAACGGCUUUCUCGAAUGUUUUAGCCAAUGCGCCCGCCCCACCGAUGCUGCCAGCAGAGAAUGACAUGCUAGCUGGACAGGCCAAUAAUGGUACGGAUUUCUAUGCUUUGCCUGCCAGGGAUAAUAUGAGCGGAUACACGACUGAAAUGGCAUUCUUGGAACCCACAAUGCAAGAUUUCCUAGCGCAGUCUGACAUCGAUCUUGGAUUGUUGCACCCCGUUGAUACAUUUUUGAGCGAAGCGGAGAACUUGUAUACCUGCCAUGAGCUCUAG